AUGGGCUGAAUUGACAUGGCCACAAUCAAGGCCAUAGAAAGCCGUUCUGUGCACCAGAUACAGUCGGGCCAGGUCAUUGUCGACCUACAGUCUGUCUGCAAAGAGCUAGUGGAAAACAGCAUCGAUGCAGGCGCCACGGCCAUUGAGGUCCGCUUCAAGAACUACGGUCUCGAUACUAUAGAAGUCCAGGAUAACGGCUCUGGCAUCUCACCCGAAGACUACCAAACCAUUGCCCUCAAGCACUACACUUCCAAGCUUGCCACCUACGACGACCUCACAUCGCUGCAGACAUUUGGCUUCCGUGGCGAGGCCUUGUCAUCGCUAUGUGCCCUCUCCAAAUUUCACAUCAUCACAAGCCGAGUCUCAGAUGGGCCAAAAGGCACCAGGCUCGACUUCGAGCAGUCGGGCAAGCUCAAGGGAACGUCGGUCGUGGCUGCUAAGCAGGGCACUACCGUCGUGGUCGACACUCUGUUCCAUAAUCUACCCGUCAGACGAAAGGAACUCGAAAAGAACAUCAAACGCGAAUACAACAAGGUCCUACAUCUGCUGAAUGCAUAUGCAUGCAUCAGUGUCGGAGUCAAGUUUUCGGUCAGCAACCAGAUACCCAAAGGGAAGAAGACAGUAGCCUUUGCAACCAAUGCAAAUACCAGCACGCGGGACAACAUCUCCAAUGUGUUUGGUGCAAAGACAGUGACCGCCCUCAUACCCCUCAACCUCAAGUUCAUCAUGGACCCCUCCAAUAGGCCGGGUGCCACACAAAGUAUCAAGGCCCCGGACGCGCACGACGACAUAGAAUCGCGGACCGUGAGGAUAGUAGGUCACAUAUCCCGUCCCGUCGUGGGCGAGGGCCGUCAGACGCCAGACAAACAAAUGUUCUUUGUGAAUUCGCGGCCCUGCAACCUGCCUCAGGUUUCCAAAGCAUUCAAUGAGGUCUACAAAUCCUACAACAUCACACAGUCUCCUUUCAUCUUUGCCGACAUCAAACUUGACACAAACGCCUACGACGUCAAUGUAAGCCCAGACAAACGCACCAUCAUGCUCCACGACCAAGCAGUGCUCCUGGAGAACAUCAAGGACUCCCUACUCGAGUUGUUCCAGGGACAUGAACAAAGUGUACCUCAGUCCCAGCUGCUAAAAAAUAAAACACCGACAUCUGCCUUUAAACCUCUCACGAUCCAGUCUCAUGAAAGCACUACAUCUGUACGAGAAAGCGAUCAGAGCGAUCCAGAAGACUCGGAUGAUGACGGGGCAGUAAUACAAGAAAGCUCUAGAAGAGCUUCGACACGAGACGUGCCGGAUGUGAAUAACCGUCCAGGAUUUGUGAAAGCGAGCCUUCUCGAACGAUUUGCUGGCCGCGACUCUGGAGACCGGACGACUCGUCCACCACAUAAGCUUGCAAGAGACAGUUCAUUGCAUAAUGAUGAAAGUCAUCCAACCGAGACGACUCGUCCACGAUCACAAUCUCCACUAUUUGAACCCGAAGUAAACACAGGUGAUGUUACUGCUGGGCACCCGCAGGUUCCCAGGGCCAUUCAAGACUUUAAUGCACAACAGCCAGUCCCGGCUAUAAAGCAAACUCCCCAGAAGCCCUCAUCACAAAGCACCAUUCAGAAUGCUUUUGAUCGUAUGCGCCCCAUGCGAACACCGGUUCAGCAGGCCACAAUAACUGUUGGUGAUACUACAACUGUCUCUACAAUUGGUACUGGUAGUCAUUCGGUAGCUUCAAGGCGAUCGAGGAUACACAUCCCAAAGUCUUCCUCUUCUGCCAAGUCAUUAGAUCAGACGCCAAAUAAAAAUCUGUUCAAGAAGGGAUUGGGCGGGUUCACCGCACCUGGCACGCAAAUGGAGAGCAGUGACGAAGACGAGGAUGAAGAUGAAGAUGAAGAUGACGAGGAUGAGGAUGAGGGUCAUGGAAACACGACUCAUGUACCGAUACGCUCUCCCUCUCCCGCGAAACGCUUGCCAUCCAGGCCACUCGAGGGGCCACAAGAACCAGAGGCAGCUGGUGAAGAUUCCGACGAUGAGUACGAGGACGAUACCGAGAAGAAGGCCAGAGAGGAAGCCAGGUUUACUAAGUUAAUUGCUGAGGCUGAAGAGACUGCGGCUCAGCCCAGUGAGAUGAGCCUAAAGCGUGCCGACAAACUCUUUACGGUCGCCCAAAAGAAGCACUGGACUAUCAACCUCAGGCGUGUCAUCAAGACUAAUAUUGAAUCGAUUGCCCGUCAUGCGCAGCACAUUCAACCCUCUUUCAAUGCAUCUCGGGCAGAAAUUGACCAAACGGCGAUACUGUCUACUGACGCCCAGUCAAACGGAGAAGAGGCAGAAGAACGCCUCAGUCUAACAGUAACAAAAGCUGAUUUUGGAAAAAUGCGUAUAAUCGGCCAAUUCAACCUAGGCUUCAUCAUAGCCGUACGGCCCCCAACCUCAACAUCGCCCAACUCUCAUCUCUUCAUUAUCGACCAGCACGCCAGCGACGAAAAAUACAACUUCGAACGCUUAUCCGCAACCACCAAACUUGUCUCCCAGCGUCUCGUGCACCCCCACCCCCUCGAACUAACCGCCGUAGAAGAAGAAAUCAUCCUCGCAAAUCAACCCACCUUAGCUGCCAAUGGCUUCGUCGUCGAGCUCAACCCUACAUCUGAGACCGAACCCCGGCCCGGCACCCGCGCAAGCCUCACCUCCCUUCCCAUGUCCAAAGAGGUAACCUUCACCCCCUCUGACCUCGAAGAGCUCCUUUCCCUCAUCCUCGACAACCCUCCUUCUUCCUCCACCUCAUCUUCAUCCGCAUAUAUAUUGCGCCCCUCUAAAGUCCGCAAGUUACUCGCUAGUCGUGCGUGCAGGAGCUCGGUUAUGAUUGGUAAGACGCUCAAGACGCAGCGUAUGCGCGAGAUUGUAAGGCAUAUGGGGGGUAUGGAUAAGCCAUGGUCUUGUCCGCACGGAAGGCCGACAAUGAGGCAUCUGCUGGAUUUGGAGAAGUGGGUAGGUUGGAAGGAGGGGGACGGGGUUGUGGGAGUUGAGGUUAAAGGAGGGAAGACGGAUUGGGGUGAGUAUUUGAGGUGUAGGGGGUAAGGUAGAGUCAUGGAGUUGUAGAUGGGAUAUUUUGGGCAGGGUAGAUUAUAAGGAUAUUGCUUGUAUUGGGGGGUUGGCAGUGGUAUGGUAGUGUAGUUGUGGCUAUGAUAUCCAAUUAUUAUUAGCUUGCCAUUUUGACACCGAAUUGUUU
Messenger RNA from Bipolaris maydis ATCC 48331, 3220 nucleotides. The record is from RefSeq and is a predicted model, not a curated record. Lineage: Eukaryota; Fungi; Ascomycota; Dothideomycetes; Pleosporales; Pleosporaceae.